Molecule: messenger RNA, 1278 nt
Organism: Tripterygium wilfordii
Lineage: Eukaryota; Viridiplantae; Streptophyta; Magnoliopsida; Celastrales; Celastraceae
Exons: 4
Coding region: 1-1278 (425 amino acids)
Source: RefSeq, a predicted model, not a curated record
AUGGCUCGAUAUGCUUUAUUUUGUGACUUAUUUUGUGAGAGCAAUCAUUCUAAGCUUAAAAAGUACUUCUCUAACUCAGUUGGUGGAUUUUUCCAGUCUUUUAGCAAGAUUAACUUGUUACUGCAAGGUCAAUUUGUUGAUAUAAAGGCUUUCUUUGAAGACAGUCUAACUAGAGUGCCAAUUCGAUUUAGGAUUCCUUUGUACAAGGAAUUGGUGAAUGUGGUAUCUACUAUUGCCUUGGAGAAGAUUGAAACUGAAUGUGUUUCUAUUGGCAGUAUAGGAGUUAGUGUAGAGAAUUGUCUACACACAAAUGCCAAAUGUUUUGGUUUGCCAUGUGCUCAUAUGCUGACAAUUUACAGAAAUGAAGGUAAGUGCAUCCCACUCAAUGACAUACAUAACUAUUGGAAACAGUUGUGCAUCCAACCAUUCAGUCAAGACCCUAAAGAUCAAGUCACCAUUGAUACUAAGAUGGAGAUUGUGAGGAGGACAUUUGAGAUUGUUAUUGUGCCUCAGAAGCUAGAAAUAAAAAGACAGCUUCAGUCAUUAGGCAAGGCAACAUUUGAGCAUGCUAUCGAGUCUCAUGUCUUUGAAGAUGUUCAACAAAGUCAGAAUUCAAAGCAGAGUGUCAAGCAAAAGGGAAAGUAUAAAGUUCAUAGAACUAGGAAGCCAAACAUCAAAAAUUGGGUGUCUCUGUUUCUUGAUUUCUUGCAGGCCUACAUUUCCAAUAUUUUUGAUGUCCUUGGAGAUGGCCACCGUGGAUUCAGAGUCGUGGCAUUGUUCUAUGGUUGGGGUGACGAUGGUUGGCAAAUAGUUCGAAAAGAUCUUGCAAAUGAGCUUUGUAUGAAUGGAGGUCAAUAUGACAAGUUAUUAGCUCCUUUCAUGGCAGAUCAAAAGAUUUGGAUGAUCAUGCCUUAUAUGGGAAAUGUGGUAGCUACAUGCUACAAUGUUGUUGCUACACUCAUUUCACAAGAACAUUGCCUCACAUUUUUUCCUCUCAGGGAUCCACUGCCACUGGAUUAUAAGCAAGGGAUCAUGGUAUUCGGGUAUAUCAAUGACUCUCACUUCAUCAUAAUGGAAUUAGCGCAAGAUAGUCCCAUACCUCCUGUUUCAAAGAUGUGGACAGAUCAUUAUCAUACCAAUGCCAGAGGUUGUACUAUUGUGUAUACAAAACAUUUUUUCCUGGGCUCUUGUAGAGGGAUUCUGUUCGGCCCUGUGCCUUCAAGUGUCUCCAUGUAUAACACUAUUGGGUUUGCCUGUGCAUGUCUUAUAACAGCAUGA